CGUACGAAUUCGGCGUGUGGCCCCCACAAAACGUUCAUUAUUUACGAUGGUAACAGGAGGACCGUUCCCAUGACGAUAGCACACGAAAUAGGACACACGCUUGGAUCGAAUCAUGAUGGUGAAGGCACAUCGAAAGAUUGCCCGGGAUAUCGUUACGUAAUGACCGCCGCAACCACUAGACAAACAGUGCCACUAUACUCGCGCUGCACCAUUGCUACUGUCAACAAAUUCUUGCGCACCCCAAACGCCAAAUGCUUGUUCACCGACACACAUGUGCCAGCCACGCCAGUCGACCAACACCUUGCUAAACGAAGGGCUGACAAGUGCGCCGGCUACUUGCCCAGGGGAGAUAGACUUGUGGCCACUGAGACGUAUGAAAUCUGCAAGUUUACUUGCUACACCGAAGCGUAUUCGUUUGUCCUUCAGGACGACGACAACACACCUUGUGACCCACUUGAUCCUGCUAAGAAAUGCGUGCGGGGACAUUGCUGGGCAUAA
Rhipicephalus microplus (southern cattle tick) is the source of this 498-nucleotide messenger RNA. RefSeq names its product zinc metalloproteinase-disintegrin BlatH1. The record is from RefSeq and is a predicted model, not a curated record. Gene Ontology annotation, biological process: proteolysis. Gene Ontology annotation, molecular function: metalloendopeptidase activity. Lineage: Eukaryota; Metazoa; Arthropoda; Arachnida; Ixodida; Ixodidae.